Phyllotreta striolata is the source of this 1149-nucleotide messenger RNA. The record is from the annotation of a GenBank genome assembly. NCBI's taxonomy places the organism in Eukaryota, Metazoa, Arthropoda, Insecta, Coleoptera, Chrysomelidae.
AUGGCUGCCAGAAAUUUCGAAUUCGACAUCGAGGAUAUGAAGUGCGACAAUUGCUUCAAGUAUUUAUCGGUGAAACCGAUAAAAGACUACGAGGACGGCACCGUGAGAUGCGGAAGGUGCAGCCAAGAAGACGACGAGGGGACCAUCAGCAUGCUGAAUUGCUACGACGAGAAACAACUCUUCAAGUGCCACAACCGAUACAGCGGAUGCCGCCAACUGCUCAGCAGCUCUCAGGUGAGAGCACACGAGGAAUCAUGCGUGACAUACACGUAUAAUUGUCCUUACUGUCCUGACACCGUCCUGCCUACGUAUUUGCUGGAGGACCAUUUCAAGAAGUUUCAUAGUUUGCUCGUGUUGAAGAAAUCUACGUUCCAUCCUUCAUGCGACGUGGACAAGCAGGUAUUCUUUUAUAAGCUUAACGAUUUCUACUUUUUUGUUGAGUGUACUAUUGAUGGAAAUUUGGGUCAGUUUAGAGUCGAAAGUUAUGCUUUGGGCGAUCCGAAUAUCACCGUUAAUUUUACAAUUACUUCCGAAGUUUUUGCAAAUCUGGAGGUCUUGGAUGAAUUGCAUGUUCCUAAUAAUAGACAGGCGAUUCACUUAGCAAACAGUGCUGACAGAAACUGGCCGUUUUUAACUGUUAAUUUAACGUAUAAAGUCGACGAUAUUCCUUAUUAUGUCGACGAUGCACUUGCAUUGGAUGCCGAUUUACCGGAAUCCACGGCAACUAUGGACGAGUUUCGCAAUGUAAUGGCUUAUGAGAAUUUUCAAACGAUUUGCACAAGAUUCGGAAUUGACUGGCCUGUUAAAUUUGAUAUAAACGAUUUUCCGCAAAACAUGUUCCUUAGCAGCGAUUUUCUUCAUGUAAUUCGCCUUAAAAAGUGGAUAGGCACAGAAAUUUACCUGCAUUGUUACAAAUGUUUUAUUAAUUCCUGUCACGGGCGCGUACCAGGAGAUUUCGUCAAAAUCAAUUGUACUCUUUUCUUCCUAUGCGAAAUUUGCUGUGAAAUAGAAAGAAAAGAGGGCAAAGUUGUCAAUUACACCGGUUAUAUUAACAUUUUCAAAAAUUUCAAAGCUAAAUACCCCAGGAACUUUGAUUGUGAUGUAAUUUACAAACAGUUGCCUGAUUUUGAAGACUCCCCGGAACCAUAA